CCUUGAGAAUCCACUCCUGGUUUUCACAGGCUGAUGCCCACUCGCACACGUUUGCUCGUGUUGGAGACUCCACUGCGGUAACCGUGCCGUUAAAGCUGUUGAACGUGUCUUACCGUCGCAACGCCGGGUCGGUCUUUAACGGGCCACAACCCGGUUGCAGCCGCUGGCGUUUUUGGCUCGUUCCGGGCGUCUGUGGAUUGACUUAAUGCCUCAUUCAGAAGCUCCAUUCUGCUUUUUAAGUUCAAGAAAACACCCGGACCCAUCGCCCUCUCGCCUUUGACUCUUACCGGAGAAUUCAAUGUUUAUUUUUUGGCGCCGCCGGAGCGCGAAGUCUUGCCCGUCGCGGACCAUGUUCGUUAUUUUUGUAUAAAGCACCUCGACCGGUUGCGGUCAAUCAAACUUUACCUCAGAGAACGCGCUGGAUAACUCGCGUGCAUUUUUGUGUGUUUUUUUUACCUCAGAAAGUGAUGGCGGAGCGGGGGGCACGGCUGCUGCUGCUCGUGUUGUUCACGGGUCUCACCGUUUUCCAGUUCGGCUGUGCGAAUAAAGGUGUUGGUAUUCGGGGCUUCACGUCGUUCAGGUUCUCCGUGGAACCCAUGGACACGUUAGCUGUUCGUGGCCUCCCGGCCAUUCUGAACUGCUCGGCCGUCAGCGACGCUCCGGUCAGGGUGGAAUGGAAGAAGGACGGAACGUUCCUCAACCUGGCAGCGGAUGACCGGAGACGGCAGCUGGAAGACGGCUCUCUGCUCAUCAGUACGGUGGUCCACUCCAAACACAACAAACCCGAUGAGGGCAUUUAUCAGUGCGUGGCCACCAUUGACAAUCUGGGCACCAUCAGCAGCCGAACGGCGAGACUUACGGUGGCAGGACUUCCGCGGUUCCUCAGUCAACCGGAGGGCGUGUCUGUUCAUGUAGGCGGGACCGAGAUGCUAAACUGUGAGGUGACGGAAGAGCUCGCCCCGUUUACCCGCUGGGAGAAGGGCGGUCGGGCCGUAGAGCUGGACAGCAGGGUGAUACAGUUACCCAGUGGAGCUCUGGUCAUCAGCAAUGCAUCUCAAAGUGAUGCCGGACUCUACCGAUGCACAAUCGAGGGUCUAGGACCACCCAAAUCCAGCGAGGAGGCAGAGUUACAGGUGUCAGCAGACUCUGGUGUUGAGGAAAAAGUGGAGACCCUCCAAGGCCCGGUUGCGGUGGCAAAGGUUGUCGGCGAGAGCGUGUUGUUGCCAUGCGUCAUGAAGGGUUAUCCCGUGCCAGUUAUUCGCUGGACGUUCAAUGGAAGGCCGGUUGAUGAGGGCAGUGAACGCUUCGCUGUGAUUGGUGGGGGCAGCCUGCAGAUCGUCAACCUGACAGAGGAGGAUGGUGGGAUAUAUAGCUGCCAGGCAGAUGGCAACAACAUGACCAGUGAGAUACAGGCAGAGCUCACCGUGCGGGUUCCUCCACGGUUCCUGACGAGACCUUCCAACACGUACGCCCAGGAGUCCAUGGACAUCAUCUUUGAGUGUGAUGUCACGGGGUCACCGCCGCCCACUGUGAAAUGGAUGAAGGACGGAGACACGGUCAUACCGAGCGAUUAUUUCAGAAUAGUGAAGCAGCACAACCUACAGGUUUUGGGUUUGGUGAAAUCGGACGAGGGUUUUUAUCAGUGUUUAACGGAGAACGACGCUGGAAACAUUCAGGCCAGCGCACAGCUAAUAAUACUGGAUUUAGACGUUGCCCUUCCUUCUGCUCUGCCUUCACUGACUGAUGCCACUACUGACCAUGUAGCGUCCAGCCUCGCCGAGCGCUCCGGUCCCACCCCGUCGGCACCGCGAGAUGUCGUGGCGUCUUUGGUGUCCACCCGAUUCAUCAAGCUGACGUGGCGACUUCCUGCCGAGCCAAAUGGGGAGAACAUCACUUACUCGGUCUUCUACGGUCUGGAUGGCACCAACAGGGAGCGUGUGGAGAACACCAGCGCGCCAGGAGAGAUGCAGGUCACCAUUCAGAACCUCGUUCCUGACACCAAGUACACCUUUCGGGUGGUCGCUUCCAACUCCAACGGCCAUGGCGAGAGCUCCACCCCGCUUACGGUGGCCACCCAGCCGGAGGUUCAGCUACCCGGACCGGCUCCGAAUCUGCAGGUGCUGUCUGUUGGGACCACAACGAUCACACUGAGCUGGGAGAGACCGGUCACAGGAAACGGCGAGAUCCAGACCUAUAAAAUCUUCUACAGCGAGAAAGGCCAAGACUCCGAACAGGACACAGAUGUGACGGGUCUGUCUUACACUAUGACAGGACUCAAGAAGUUCACAGAGUACAGUUUCAGAGUGGUGGCGUUCAACAAGCACGGUCCUGGAGUUUCCACAGAAGACGUUACAGUCCGAACGCUGUCUGACGUACCGAGCGCCUCGCCGCAGAAUCUCACACUGGAGGUCUUGAACUCAACGUGCAUCAUGGUCCGAUGGCAGCCGCCUCCACUUGGCACUAUGAAUGGAGAACUGACGGGGUAUAAAUUACGCUAUCGUAAAGGUCUGAAGAGGGCAGAUUCGGUGGAGAUCACAACCACACAACUCUUUCAGCCUAUUGACGGUUUGGAGAAAGGGAAGAUUUACACAUUCAGAGUUUUGGCCACUAAUGUAAACGGGUCUGGGCCGGCGACAGAGUGGAUCACAGCGGAAACCUUUGAGAAUGACCUGGACGAAUCGCAGGUGCCAGGUGUCCCGAGUUCACUACAUGUUCGUCCGCUGGUGAACAGAAUCGUGGUGAGUUGGACUCCACCAAAUACCCAGGAGAUUUUAGUUCGAGGUUAUAAGAUCGGCUAUGGUAUCGGAAGCCCUCAUGCCCACACGGUCACUCUGGACUACAAGCAGCGUUUCUACAGUAUCGAUAACCUCGAUCCUGGUUCACAUUACGUCAUCACGCUGAAGGCGUUCAACAACAUGGGUGAAGGGAUUCCCAUCUACAACAGUGCCACGACCAGGCCACAGUCUGACCCCAUUGACCCUGACAUUGAUUUUUAUGAACUUUUCAAUAACCCAUACACCCCAGCUCCCGACCCUUCACCCAUGCUGCCCCCGGUGGGCGUUCAGGCCUCCGUCCUCAGCCAGGACACCAUCAAAGUCAGCUGGGCCGACAACUCGCUCUCGAAGAACCAGAAGAUCACCGAUUCCAGAUAUUAUACCAUCAGAUGGAAGACCAACAUCCCAGCCAACACUAAAUAUAAGAUGGCAAACACAACGUCUCUGUUUCACACGGUCACUGGUCUUAAACCCAACACAUUGUAUGAGUUCUCUGUCAUGGUGACCAAGAGCCGCAGGAGCAGCACGUGGAGCAUGACGGCUCAUGGGACGACGCUUGAGUCCAUUCCCAGCUCAGCACCUAAAGAUGUGACCGUGGUGAGUAAAGAAGGAAACCCACGAAUCAUUAACAUCAACUGGCAGCCGCCCACUGAGGCCAAUGGCAAAAUCACAGGGUACAUCAUCUACUACAGCACUGAUGUGAAUGCAGAGGUUCAUGAUUGGGUUGUGGAGCCUGUGGUGGGAAACCGGCUGACCCAUCAGAUUCAGGGUCUGACGCUGGACACCGCUUACUACUUUAAAAUCCAGGCGAGGAACUCUAAAGGCAUGGGUCCAAUGUCUGACGCCUUACAGUUUCGCACUCCUAAAGCUGAACCCUCUGACAAGAUGUCAAACGAUCAAGGGCUGCAGGUCAAACCCGGACACCCCACCCUGCCUGAGCAUGGGACUGGAUCCAACAUCGAUAAGCCGGGCAUCACAGGCAGUCAUGAGAAUCAUAUUCUGGUGAUCGUGGUGAUUGUUUCAGUAGGAGUUUUCACCAUCAUCGCUGUGGUCGUGGGAGCCAUCUUGUGCACACGCCGAUCACACUCGCAUCAGAAAAAAAAACGUGCAGCCUGUAAAUCCAGCGGCGGAUCACACAAGUACAAGAGUUCCUCUAAAGAUCUAAAGCCUCCUGAUCUCUGGAUCCAUCACGAGCGUCUGGAGCUUAAACCCAUGGACAAAUCACCUGAGCCCAACCCAGUGAUGACCGAGACGCCCAUCCCUCGUACCGCCCAGGACCCGCCCGCUGAUCCCUCACACCAGAGACAAGGUCAUGAGGUAGAGGAGAGUGUGUCCACUGUGGCCGGCAGGAGGGGAGUGAGACCCAAAAUAAUGAUGCCAUUUGACUCUCAGCCGCCCCAGCCUGUUAUUAGCGCUCACCCCAUUCAUUCCCUUGACCAUCUUCAUCAUCAUCAUCAUCACUAUCAUCUUCCACCGCGUGGGUAUCUUCAUCACCAGAUCAGUCUGAGAGCUCCUGCCACCCCGAGCCCUUACAUAGACAGAUAUCCCUCUACAGAAUCUGUACCAGAACCUCUGGUCGCCCCCAGUCAACCCACCAGCACAGCUGAACUCCAGAAGGCGGAGUCUGUGAUCAAAGAGGAAGACCCACCCAGCAUCAACCCACCGACGGCUCACGUUCGGCCGACACACCCGCUCAAGAGCUUCGCCGUACCGACAGUGACCGUCUCUGCUCACAACCCCCCCACGUAUGAGACGACCCUGCCCAGCACCCCUCUACUGGCCCAACCGGUUCCUGGUGUCAAAACUGCAUCUAUUGGGACACUGAAUCGAGCACGUGCACCAAUGGCAGUAACGGUACCAAGUGCUCCUGACCAAUCAGAAACCAGCAAGAUGUUGGCACAGGCCGAUAUGACAUAUGAGACGGAUGAGCUGUCAGAAGAAAUGGCUCACCUGGAGGGUUUGAUGAAGGAUCUGAACGCCAUCACCACAGCCUGAAGCACAGCAAAUCUCGAACACACUCCCAGCUUAACCCUGUCCUCAGGAACAACCAGACCAGUUUUAAUAAACGCUGAUCUCAGAUCAGCUUAAGGAAUGACAAACUCAUCAAUGUGACUGGAAACGGAGCAUCAUGUUUUCCGUCCAGCGUGGAGAAAGAUACGAAAUAAUGAGAUGUGGACUCGAUGCUGUUUUCUAAACUCAGAGGCGUUCUGCACAGAAAAGCUUUUUAAAUGUUUAUUUUUGGGAUUGUAUUCACAUACUUCAUAUUUUUAGCGUGUAUGUACAUUAUCAUCUUUUUUGUUGCUCAAUUGGGUCUCAUUCAGGAUGAACAGCGAAGUCGUUUGUUAAACCAUUGUUUGGUAAAUCGUUUACAAAAGUAUUUAUGAUCAAUUUGCAUAUUCAUUACAUAGUGUCGCAUUAAAGUUUGAAUGUGUUGCCGCCUUCCUGAAUGAGUCCUGUUUGUUAUUAGUUACACCAUAAACAUGUUGAGUAUCAUCUGAGAUUCAUCAUUGGAGAAGAUUUUCUGUUGUGAUGUUUCUUCAGUAAAAAGGGACACCAGUAGCAUUUAAGAUCCAUCACAACAGAUGAAUGAAGAUGCCACAUGGACGUGCUGAAGGGUCGGCUCUGAAUCUUUGAAAAAUUAAAGUGACGCUAAUCUUUGGUGCUUCAGUAUCUCCUCAAAAACAAGGACCGUCAAAUUUGGUUCCUUGUGUGAAUGCAACAAGAUUUUUCUACUUUGAGUGAGAUUAAUAAAAGGAACUGCAAAUAUUUGAAUACUUUGUACACUCCCAAAAAAGGACAAUUUUAUAUAUAUAUAUAUAUUCAUGUUUGGAUUUGUUUUUAUAUGAAGACGACACAUUGCUUUGUAAACAUUUUCCAUGUAAGUUAUGACGGCGCGAACGGUUAAAUAUUCUGCAUUGCGUUUAUGGUUUUCACCCAGCAAACUUCUUCUCCCAAAGAACGACCCGAGAAAAUAUGGACGAACAACGCCUUGCUCGUGUACAGUUUGAAUGUCAAUGUGACUGUAAUGAGUUCUGCUUAUGAAUAAAGUGAUUGUUUGUGUUUACAAUAAUGGGAGAAGAUAUAAAAAAGUCAAAGAAUCAUGUCAAAACUGUCAUUUGCACUUUUUAUAUGGAUUUGAAAUCGCUGAUGCCAUGUGAAAUAUGAACCUAUUUUAUGUAACAAUGAUGUCACGAGUAAACAGCUGGUUUUAAAGACA
Molecule: messenger RNA, 5991 nt
Organism: Misgurnus anguillicaudatus (oriental weatherfish)
Lineage: Eukaryota; Metazoa; Chordata; Actinopteri; Cypriniformes; Cobitidae
Source: RefSeq, a predicted model, not a curated record